Acanthamoeba castellanii str. Neff is the source of this 1098-nucleotide messenger RNA. RefSeq names its product peptidase S9, prolyl oligopeptidase active site region, putative. The record is from RefSeq and is a predicted model, not a curated record. The transcript is spliced from 10 exons. Lineage: Eukaryota; Discosea; Longamoebia; Acanthamoebidae. Gene Ontology annotation, molecular function: serine-type endopeptidase activity. The annotation marks the transcript as partial.
AUGCUUGACAUUGCGCAGGGCCAUGUGCGGCGCGUGACCACGAAGGAGGGCGUCAGCGACAACAGCCCGUGCUGGAGCCCCGACAGCGCCCACCUCGUCUUCCUCUCCUCCCGCUCCGGCUCCUCUCAGGUGUGGGGCGUGAAGGCCACUGGCGGCGAGGAUGCCGUGUAUCAGCUGACCGACCUGCCGCUGGACGUGGAGAGCCUGCGCUGGUCACCCACAGGUGAGUACCUGUCGUUCUCUGCGAGCGUGUACCUGGACUGUCCCGCCGAGCAGAUGUUCCAGUGCACCGCCGACAAGAACAAGGAAGUCGAAGCCCGCGGUCCCAACACCGGAUUCGUGUACACGAGCCUCUACGUGAGGCACUGGGACGCCUACGUGACCGAGGGAAAGCACAACAGCCUCUUUGUCCUGCGCCUCGCCAAGACCGUCGACGGAUUCAAGGCCCUGUACCCGGCGCUUCCUAUCUCGUACGGCCUCAAGGCGGCCGCUCCCGUGCCUCCCUUCGGCGGGGCCGAGCAAUACGCGUGGUCGCCCGACGGCAAGGAGAUCGCCUUCACUGCGGAGAUGAUCAACCACGAGACGGCGUGGAGCACCGGCUGGCGCAUCUUCACCGUGGCCAUCGGCCAGCACGGUCCCGAGACCGGUAGCCUCCGCAACAUUGUGGACAAUGUCACCAAGGCCCGCACCCAGAACCCGACCUACUCGCCCGACGGCAAGUACCUGGCCUACCAGGCGAUGGACCGUCCCGGGUUUGAGGCCGACCGUCUGCACGUCAACCUCUACAAUCGCCUCCAGAAGACCACCGCUCCCCUCACCGCCCACUGGGAUCGAUCGGUGGAUGGCGUGCUGUGGUCGCUCGACAGCCAGUUCCUGGUCGCCGACGCCUCCGACAACGCCAACCACAAGCUGUGGACCAUCAGUGUGCCAUCGGGCAAGGUCGAAGAGCUGGUGGGCGCCAAGCACAACGCGAACCCGCAGUGGGCCAGCCCCGACCUGCUGCUCUUCUCCCAGGAUUCGCUGAUGUCGCCGGCCGAUCUGUGGUCGCUCCGGAUGAACACCCGGCAGGUGUCGCGGCUCACCGACAUCAACGCCGAC